AGCAUGGGAGCGGAAUAUUAUGAGGCGCAAGGGUUGGAAUAUAACAUGCUGUUGAAAUUCUCUCAAAAAUGAUAUUCCUAACGGUAAUUUUGGAGAUUACUUUGAGUGGUUGAGUGGAGAAUUCAUAUACGAUGUUUAGGAACAGUAACGGGCUUCUCAAGCGAAAACGAGUCGGGUUUUUGGUCAGUCAAAGAAAGAUGCGUAAGAGUAUUUUCGACACCUUCAUGCAGUUGUGUGGGAAAACUGGUAUCGAUCUGGUUGAGGUGGACUUGGACAGACCACUAGAAGAACAAGGUCCCUUUGACCUGAUCAUCCAGAAGAUAACAGAUUACAUGGCAGCCGCUACUGAGGGCGAUGAAGAAGCUAUUAAAACAUUAAAAGGAGUAGAGAUGUAUAUUAAAGAUCACCCAGAAAUCAUCAUCAUUGAUCCAAUGGAAUCAAUCCACAAGUUAUUUGACAGAACAAAAAGUUAUCAGAUCAUGAAAGAGUGUGAAAUCCUGGAGGAAGGAGUUAAAGUCUUUGUUCCUAACUUUGUGCAAUUUGAUGAGCUUGACUAUAAACAGAAUUUGAUGAGAAUUGAAAAUGCUGGUGUUAUGUUUCCAAUGAUUUGUAAAACUGUCAUUGGUCAUGGAUCAGAAUUGUGUCAUGAGAUGGCAUUAAUCUUUAAUGAGGAAGGACUGCAGGACCUGACACAGGCUCCAUGUGUUGUUCAACAAUUUGUAAAUCAUGAUGCUGUUUUAUUUAAGGUAUUUGUGGCAGGAGAUAAGCAUUACAUCGUAGAGAGACCAUCAAUCAAGAAUUUUUACAAGACUACAACAAAAGAGAUGAAAACAAUAUUCUUUUCAUCACAUGAUGUUUCCAAACCUGACUCAGGAUCUUAUCUUAGUGAGCUUGACAAUGAUGAUAGUGAUAGCACAAACAGUAUAGGGCUGGAUGAAAACUUAGUUUUAAAACUUGUCAGAAAACUUCAACCAAAAUUGAAUUUAACAAUGUUUGGCAUUGACAUUGUUGUGGAGAAAGGCACAGGGCACCAUGUUGUUAUCGAUAUCAAUUACUUUCCAGGAUAUGAAGGAGCACCAUCAUUUCCUGUUGACUUUGCAAAGUAUGUACAUGACUUACUUGACAAAGCACAUACCACGGAAAGGACAGCUACCUCACCAAUAGUGUUGAGUUGACAAAGGAGUUUCUAUUCUCUUUAGAAACCAUUACUAGGGUGUAAAUUUUACCACAAAUUAAACAAACUGAGCUCAGAGUGAGAAGAAAUAUGCUGAAGUGGACUCAACCCAGUCUCCAUAACAUGGGGCAUGUAGGAGUCUUGCCACUCUUACUGAAUGGAGUUCCAGAUCAUUGCAAGCAUUCCAGGCAGUUCCUGAAGUCUUCCCAACAGUUUGCCAUAACUAUUGUGGUUGGAGAGGGGUACUGUGACAGCAAAGUGUCAUGUCUAAGAUCUCAAACAUAAGGAUGGCACUAGGACUUAGACUCCAUACUCUUGAUUCAAAGUCUUCUGCACUAACUAUUAGGCUGUGGUGCUCCCUAUUUAUGAGAAUUUUUUAUAACUUUCUUGGAUUCUUCAUGAGCUUGUAGAGAGAGAUUUCUGCUUACUUAUUAAUUAAGUGUAUUAAUUAUUUCUUUAAUUUUUUGAUGGUAAAACAUACAAACAUAUCACCUUGUCAGCAGAGUCAUAUGGAUCACAAAACAUCUCUGUUAGCAGGUAACAUGUGAAAAGACCACAUUAUUGAAGAUCAAAGAUCAAGAGGCUGGAGCAUGUGACCUGAAAUAUACUUUGUUGGAGCACAGUUUCGCAAAGGGUUGAAAUUGCUCAGUGACUCAUUUGAAUAAUGCUCAGGAACACAAGUUAGAGAGAGUUUAGAAUUCACAUGAAGAGGUUUACAUGGUUCAGUCUCUGUCAAUUACUAGUAACUUUAAAAAGUAAGAUGUACAUGGAGACUGUCUUUAUUCUUCAAUGGACAUCAGUUUUAUCCUUGGUAAUUGCCUUUUCUGUUACCACAUUAGAUGAAGCUGGAAAUAGACAAUAUGGCUUCUGUUUGUUUGUUUAAGUUCAAUAGAGACCACUAAAAAAAAUUAAAAAUGAUUCUUGUUGACAUACUAUUAAAACUCACUUUUAUAAGAAAGUUUGUGCACUCAGCCUAAAUUUGAAAGUGAGUUUGGAACUUGGAACCCAUUGAGAUGGAAAUUCACUGUAAAUAGAGACUUUGUUACAAGGUAUUAAGUAAUACUGUCUUUUUCCUUGUUAACCUUUCCUAACUUAAACAUGAACAGUCUAGACUUGAUGGAGUGUUUUAUUUUUCUUUGAGGGCUGUGCUGUCUUGAACUUAAUUUUUUUACAAAAGUUGGAUAGUGGGGAUGUGCAUUAUUGUUCCAACCACAGCAUCAUAUCCACACAAUCAUGAGAUUAUUAUUACUCCUGUAAAAUCAGUAAAAGAGUUCUAUUGUUAAAUAAAUACACAUAACUGACAAUGUUCAGUCAUACUUGUCACAACUUCUCAUAGACCUCAAAAUAAAGUUGUUCAAGCAAAUAUCAGGUCAAA
Messenger RNA from Pocillopora verrucosa, 2549 nucleotides. RefSeq names its product inositol-tetrakisphosphate 1-kinase. Gene Ontology annotation, molecular function: magnesium ion binding; inositol-1,3,4-trisphosphate 6-kinase activity; inositol-3,4,5,6-tetrakisphosphate 1-kinase activity. Gene Ontology annotation, cellular component: cytoplasm. Gene Ontology annotation, biological process: inositol trisphosphate metabolic process. NCBI's taxonomy places the organism in Eukaryota, Metazoa, Cnidaria, Anthozoa, Scleractinia, Pocilloporidae. The record is from RefSeq and is a predicted model, not a curated record.